Messenger RNA from Trichomycterus rosablanca, 3378 nucleotides. RefSeq names its product cadherin 8 (gene cdh8). NCBI's taxonomy places the organism in Eukaryota, Metazoa, Chordata, Actinopteri, Siluriformes, Trichomycteridae. Gene Ontology annotation, molecular function: calcium ion binding; cadherin binding. Bases 322 to 2703 code for a protein of 793 amino acids. Gene Ontology annotation, biological process: calcium-dependent cell-cell adhesion; cell morphogenesis; homophilic cell-cell adhesion. The transcript has 12 exons. The record is from RefSeq and is a predicted model, not a curated record. Gene Ontology annotation, cellular component: adherens junction; catenin complex; axon terminus.
GCUCGUGGAUUGCACUGCUUGGUUUUGCUUCGUUCGAAUUUCUGAACGCGCUCAGACUGGCACAUGAAGAGGUACGGCACGGUUUUAAAUGGAUCCUUGUUUUGCGGUGCCACCGUGUGUCUAAGACGCCGGGCAACAAACGGAGCUCAGAUCCGAAGAUCGGCACUCAAUGGAUGACGCGUUCUCAGACGGACGGCAGCUUUUCCGUGACCUUCGUCACACCAUGAAACUAAGCUUCCGGACACGAGGAACAAAAGCGUAAGGAGCUUUUCAAAGGGGAAUAAAACCGAGAACAAGAACCGAAAGGACUCCACUGCAAAUAUGCCAGAGGACGCGCGGCGAGACGUAUGGACCCGGAUCUUGCUGGCAUGGAUUACCUGCGUGCACUUGUGCUCCUCUGCGCCGUCCUCCGAGCUUUCGCAGAGUUUAGAAACAAGACUGACUUCAGAAACUGACACUUCGCUGCUGGAAGGACAGCGCGUCCUCAGUCGGGCCAAAAGAGGAUGGGUUUGGAAUCAAAUGUUUGUGUUGGAGGAAUUCUCUGGACCUGAUCCGAUCCUCGUUGGCAGGCUCCAUACGGAUCUGGACGUGGGGAGUAAGAACAUCAGGUACGUGCUGGCCGGAGAGGGCGCCGGAACCAUCUUCGCCAUCAACGACAAGACGGGCGACAUCCACGCCAUGAAGAGGCUGGACCGAGAGGAGAAAGCCGAGUACACCCUGACGGCUCAGGUGAUCAACCGGGACACCAACGAGCCCCUGGAGCCGCCGUCGGAAUUCAUCAUCAAAGUACAGGACAUCAACGACAAUCCUCCGCAGUUCAUCGAGGGGCCGUACCAGGGCUCGGUGCCCGAAAUGUCGCCAGUAGGUACUUCGGUCACAAGGGUCACGGCGACCGAUGCAGACGACCCCGUUUACGGAAACAGCGCCAAACUGGUGUACAGCAUCCUGGAAGGACAGCCGUAUUUCUCCAUCGAUCAGAACACCGCGAUCAUCAAAGUGGCUCUGGCGGAAAUGGAUCGAGAGAUGAGGGAGGAUUACCUGAUUGUCAUUCAAGCAAAAGACAUGGGUGGUCACAUGGGAGGACUAUCAGGAACCACCACCGUCACGGUAACGCUAACGGACAUCAACGAUAACCCGCCCAAAUUUUCAAAAGGUUCAUACGAGUUCACCAUCCCAGAAGAUCUCGGCAUGGGCAAACCAGGUGGAAGAGUGAAAGCAAACGACAGGGACGUUGGGGAAAACGGCAAAUCGGCGUACAGCAUCAUAGCAGGCGACGAGAAGGACCUGUUCGAGAUCGUCACCGAUCCUCAGACUCAGGAGGGAAUCCUCACGCUUAAGAGGCCUUUGGACUUCGAGAGCAAAAACUUCUACAACCUGACCGUAGUGGCGACCAACAUCAGGGCGUCGUUCACCGGCGGCCCUUAUAUGGACCAAACCACCGUCAAAGUCGUCGUGGAGGACGCGGACGAGCCGCCCACGUUCUCGAAAUCCACCUAUGUGUUCGAGGUUCAUGAAAACGCCGCCAUCAACACCGUCGUCGGAACAGUUACAGCGAGAGACCAGGACUCAACACGAAGCCUUAUAAGGUACUCGAUCGACCGGCACACCGAUCUGGAGAGGCAGUUCAAUAUCCACGUGGACGACGGCAAGAUCACGUUAGCCAAGCCGCUGGACCGAGAGGCCGACACAUGGCACAACAUCACCGUCACGGCCACCGAAGUCCGGAACCAUAGUCAGAUCUCCAGAGCGAUAGUGGCGAUCAGGGUACUGGAUAUAAAUGACAACGCUCCUGAAUUUCCCACCGACUACGAAGCCUUCCUGUGUGAAAACGGCAAACCCGGACAGGUGAUACAGACAAUCAGUGCAUUGGACAGGGACAAUCCAAUCCACGGACACACCUUCCACUACCGACUGGAGAUGAUCAACAACCCAAACUUCACCAUUAAAAACAAUCUAGACAACUCGAUCAGCGUUUUAGCCAAACACGACUUGUUCCGGCGCCAGAGACAGGAGCUGUACCUCUUACCCAUCGUGGUGAGUGACGACGGAGAUCCACCCAUGAGCAGCACCAACACGCUGACCAUCCGUGUGUGUGGCUGCAGCAGGGACGGCGUGGUGCAGUCCUGCAACGUGGAGGCGUUCGUCCUGCCCAUCGGCCUCAGCAUGGGGGCGCUAAUCGCAAUCCUCGCCUGCAUCAUCCUACUGCUGGUGAUCGUGGUGCUGUUCGUUACCCUCCGGCGGCACAAGAGCGAGCCACUGAUCAUCAAGGACGAGGAGGACGUGCGCGAGAACAUCAUCACGUACGACGACGAGGGCGGCGGCGAGGAGGACACCGAGGCCUUCGACAUCGCCACCCUGCAGAACCCCGACGGCAUCAACGGCUACCUGCCGCGCAAGGACAUCAAACCCGAGCUCAGCUACAGCGUCCGGGCGGGGCUGAGACCCGCCACCAACGGCGUCGACAUCGACGAGUUCAUCAACGUCCGGCUGCACGAGGCCGACAACGACCCCACGGCGCCACCGUACGAUUCCAUUCAGAUCUACGGCUACGAGGGGCGGGGCUCCAUGGCCGGGUCGCUGAGCUCGCUGGAAACGGCCUCGUCAGAUUCGGACCAGAAUUUCGAUUAUCUCAGAGAGUGGGGGCCGCGCUUUCGAAGACUCGGCGAGCUCUAUUCGGUGGGCGAGAGCGACAAGGAAACUUGAUCUGCCGGUCCAGUAAAAACGCGCUGGGUUGUACAUCUGGUUCCAAUGGGAGGAAACACUUUUAUCAAACACUUUUAGAGCAAAACUUAGCGUUAGUUCUCCAAAAACACGUUGACGUAACGCCGGGGCCGAACUUUACCACGGAGAUAGCUGUUGUAGACGUGUCGUCGUUUAGAUCAAGCAAAGUUUGCGGACGUUUGUUUAUUUACCGUGACCCCCCCGGAUGCUCGGCGGCCACAUAAUCAAAGGACCGUUUCACUUCGGAGACGAGAAGUUUCGGAAACGCGGAGGCCUCAGACCGACCCAGAGAGAACCGGACUCGUCUUCUAACGUCAUCCUGGCAAUCUGAGGACAAAAAAAAAACGACUAAAAAGCAAUAUAUGGUCUCCAUUACUAUGUUGAAUGUAUGUAUGUACGAUUACCGGUGCGAUACGUGUAGAAUAUCGGCUUUAAUAGUUCCUAGUUGAGAUAGGGUUUGAUACAGAGUUGCCGGAUUUGCCGAAAAGCCUCGUGUGGCUCGCUUUAUACACCCGUUUGUAUUCACGCUCUUGUGAACAUCAGUAGCCUAUAAGAGACUGAACACACAGAAAAAAAGAGAAAUGUAGAAACAACGAGGCCUUCUUUUUACAGAAGCUAACAUUCAAUACGCUCGUAUUGCAACUUUUUUUGGAACAU